AUUAGCUUCAUCACUGUAUCAUCAAUCAACCUGUUAUUUCCCAUCAUUUUUGGGGGUCUAGUCAAAGUGCAGUGCAAUCAGAGUCUCCAUUUUCUGUGUAAAGAUGGCAGCAAAGGCAAUGCUUUCAACCCAAGCUGUGUCCAUUUCAUCUCCUCGUUUCCAUGGCGUCAGCACCACAAACAAACUCACAAGGCCACAGAGCUUGGGAGCUCUGCCCUCUAAGUCAAGGAAAGGCAUGGGAGGCUUAAGUGUUCGCUGUGAUUUCAUUGGAUCUCCAACUAAUCUGAUAAUGGUGACAAGUACAACACUGAUGUUGUUUGCUGGAAGAUUUGGGCUUGCUCCCUCUGCAAGCAGAGGGGCCUCAGCAGGGUUAAAACUGCAGGACAGAGAAUCAGGGCUACAGACUGGAGACCCAGCAGGAUUUACUGGCACAGACACCCUUGCCUGUGGUGCUAUGGGCCAUAUCAUUGGUGUAGGUGUUGUUCUUGGCUUCAAAUAUUUAGGGGUAAUAUAAAACAUUCAUGGGGCGCUUCUUCUCUGGAUAUAUGGUCUUUGUAAAGUAAAAGCGUCAGCUUUCAGUACUUUUUGGUAUAUGUAAUUGUAAUCUGUAAGAAGUUGGAAAUCCUUUGGGUGCAUUUGGAUUA
Cryptomeria japonica (Japanese cedar) is the source of this 644-nucleotide messenger RNA. RefSeq names its product photosystem I reaction center subunit psaK, chloroplastic. The transcript has 3 exons. Gene Ontology annotation, biological process: photosynthesis. The record is from RefSeq and is a predicted model, not a curated record. Gene Ontology annotation, cellular component: photosystem I; membrane. The coding region runs from base 104 to 514 and encodes 136 amino acids. Lineage: Eukaryota; Viridiplantae; Streptophyta; Pinopsida; Cupressales; Cupressaceae.